Podospora pseudocomata is the source of this 3902-nucleotide messenger RNA. RefSeq names its product Nitrite reductase [NAD(P)H] (gene NIT6). The transcript is spliced from 4 exons. NCBI's taxonomy places the organism in Eukaryota, Fungi, Ascomycota, Sordariomycetes, Sordariales, Podosporaceae. Gene Ontology annotation, molecular function: nitrite reductase [NAD(P)H] activity; 2 iron, 2 sulfur cluster binding; heme binding. The coding region runs from base 603 to 3902 and encodes 1099 amino acids. The record is from RefSeq and is a predicted model, not a curated record.
GGAAUCUGCGGCACCUGAUUGGCCCGAUAAGUGUUAUCAUUGCACUGAUAUCCGCUAUCAAAGAUCACCAUCUCCCGCGCUGCAACGUCUACCUAGGAAUCCGCAAAAGCAGAGGAGUCCCACGGUCGCUGAACGAAGUGGCUGCUGCUUCUCCGGUGCCUUUCAUGCGUCAUUACAUAUUGCACUAUGCUCAUUGGUACACCAAAUGGUCAUGAAUCGCCCCUGGGGCCUGUCCGCGGCCGUCUUCACACACCAACCUGCACGGCUCCGGAGAUGUGCAUUUCCUUGAUUGCCUCUGAAUGCCUACCUUGAUGAGAGAUUAGAUAUCGUUCGCCGUGUGUCCGGCCAGAUGCUCUGACGAUGGCAGUGCCACCAUGAUAGACCAUGUCUACAUCCCGUCUUGUUCCUCUCCUUUUUGUCACUUCUCUUUCCUCUGAUGUUCUCCUGGUUAGCUUUUUGACGACAUUGAUCCAGCCUCGCCAGCCUUGAUUGACUCGGGUUGGCUUCUCUACGACUCCCGUCUUAUCUUGUCAUUGUUCAACUGGCUUGUUUCUCUUUUGAUAACCCCCAUUCUGGACGAUCCUCCUCACAGCCUGCCCACAAUGGCAGUCGGGCGCAAGAAGAUUGUUGUUGUUGGUUUGGGAAUGGUGGGCAUCAGCUUCAUAGAGAAACUCCUCAAACUCGAUGCCAGAUCGCGCGAGUACAACGUUGUAGUAGUUGGCGAAGAGCCACAUUUGGCAUACAACAGAGUUGGCUUGACCAGCUUCUUUGAGCAUCGCAAGAUUGAGAACUUGUACCUGAAUCCACUAGAAUGGUACACAGCUGUACCUGACGGAGCUCUCAGCUACCACCUGAACACCAAAGUCACCGAAAUCUACCCAAACAAAAAGACCAUAACCUGCGCAAAUGGUGACGAAGUCAGUUACGACAUCUUGGUUCUGGCUACUGGCUCCGAUGCCGUGCUGCCAAAACACACGCCCGGUCAUGACGCCAAGGGCGUCUUUGUUUACAGGACUGUCGAGGACCUGGAGAAGCUCAUUGCUUUCUCAGCGAACCAAAAGGGCACAGUUGGUGCCGUAGUAGGAGGUGGCUUGUUGGGACUCGAAGCUGCCAAGGCUAUGAUGGACUUGGGAUGCUUCGAGAAGGUCAAAGUCAUUGAGCGCAAUCGAUGGGUUCUCAGCCGGCAACUGGACGCUGACGCAGGCGGCAUGGUUGUGGAACAAGUGCGAAGCCUCGGUGCUGAUGUUUUGCUCAGCAAGAGAGUGGGCAGGAUUGAGGUGACGGAGGACAACAGCGUCAAGGGUGUUCACUUUGAAGAUGGCGAGUACAUGGAGUGCUCGACCAUUUGCUUCGCUAUCGGUGUCCGACCAAGAGACGAGCUGGCCAGACAAUCAGGCAUUCUGUGUGCUGACCGUGGCGGCGGCAUCGUCGUUGAUGACAGCCUUCAGACCAGCCAUCCAGACAUCUACGCCAUUGGAGAGUGCGCAAGCUGGCAAGGUCAGACGUUUGGUCUGAUUGCCCCGGGAGUGGAAAUGGCUGACGUUCUCACAUUCAACCUCACACAAUCACAACAUCAUCAGCCACGAUUAUACAAACGCCCUGACCUGAGCACAAAGCUGAAGCUGCUAGGCGUCGAGGUUGCCAGCUUUGGAGACUUCUUUGCUGACCGUGACGGGCCAAAGUACCUUCCCGCAAAGGCAAAGAAGAAACCCGCCUCGCCGUUAUCAGCAGUCAAGGUGCUCACCAAUGGCGCCCCUCCGGCCCCAGUCAAGGCCUUGACCUACAAGGACCCGUUUCUCAACAUCUACAAGAAGUACAUUUUCUCGGUGGACGGCAAAUACCUCCUUGGUGGCAUGAUGAUCGGUGACACAUCCGACUACGUCAAGCUUGUCCCCUUAGUCAAGAACCAGAAAGAGCUCGACGUCCCACCGUCGCAACUUAUCCUUGGUGCCAAGAAGGAGGGUGCUGACGAUGGUGAUGAUCUCGACGAUGACACCCAAAUUUGCAGUUGCCACAAUGUCACCAAAGCAGAUGUUGUCAACACUGUCAAGGACGGUACCUGCAAGUCCAUCGGGGAGGUCAAGUCUUGCACAAAAGCUGGCACAGGCUGCGGAGGUUGCAUGCCUCUCGUGACCUCCAUCUUCAACAAGACUAUGAAGGACAUGGGCAAUGAGGUCAAGAACACCAUCUGCCCUCACUUCAACUACAGCCGUGCUGAUCUCUACAACAUCAUCAUGGUCAAGCGGUUGACCACAUUCCAGGAAGUGAUGAAGGAAGCCGGCGUCGACCCAGAGAGCAUAGGGUGCGAAGCCUGCAAGCCCACGCUGGCCAGCAUCUUUGCAAGCUUAUGGAACAAGCACGUCAUGGAUAAGCCUCACCAUGGUCUGCAGGAAACCAACGACAGAUAUCUGGGCAACAUCCAGCGGAACGGCACAUACUCGGUUGUACCUCGAGUAUCGGCUGGAGAGAUUACCCCUGAAAAGCUUGUGGUUAUUGGAGAGGUGGCGAGAGACUAUAAGCUGUACACCAAAAUCACUGGCGGUCAAAGAAUCGACAUGUUUGGUGCCAAGAAACAGGAUCUUAUUGACAUCUGGAAGAGGUUGGUGGAUGCUGGCAUGGAGUCUGGGCACGCCUAUGCCAAGUCCCUCAGGACAGUCAAGAGUUGCGUAGGUACCACUUGGUGUCGCUAUGGCAUCGGUGACAGUGUCGGCAUGGCUGUCCGCCUGGAGGAGCGAUACAAAUCUCUUCGCGCUCCUCACAAGAUCAAGGGUGGGGUGAGUGGUUGUGUGCGCGAGUGCGCCGAAGCUCAAAACAAAGACUUCGGCCUCAUCGCCACCGAGAAAGGCUUCAACAUCUUCGUGGGCGGUAAUGGCGGUGCCAAGCCCAGACAUUCUGAGCUCCUCGCCAAAGACGUGCCGCCCACUGAAGUCAUCCCCAUUCUGGACCGCUACCUGAUGUUCUACAUCCGCACGGCCGACAAGCUCCAGCGCACAGCUCGCUGGCUCGAAGCCCUCCCAGGCGGUCUGGCCUACCUCAGGUCUGUGAUCCUCGACGACAGCCUCGGUCUCAACGCCUCCCUCGAAGCCCAGAUGCAAGAACUGGUCGACAGCUUCUUUGACGAGUGGGCCGAAGCGAUCAACAACCCCGAGAUUGCCGCGCAGUUCAAGCAGUUCGCCAACACGACAGAGACAGUCGAGACAAUGGAGCUCGACACGGAUCGCGGCCAGCUCCGCCCGACUUUCUGGCCGAGCGACGCCUCGGCCAAGGAAGAUUUCGCCGGGCUGUCCAAGACGUGGUCAUCGUUGACCUGGCAGCCGAUGCUCGAGUCGUCGUACUUCAAGGGCGCGGAUGACAUUCCCAACGGCAUCUCGGCCGCUGUCAAGCGAGGCGACACCCAGCUCGCGCUGUUUAAAGUCAAGGGGAAGUACUACUGCACUCAGCAGAUGUGCCCUCACAAGCGGGCGUUUAUCCUGUCUGAUGGUCUGGUUGGGACCAGCUCGUCUUCUCCCAGCACGGGUGAGGCGCCGUAUGUCUCUUGUCCGCACCACAAGAGGAACUAUGACUUGUCCAAUGGUGCUUGCAAGAAUGAUUCGGAGCUGUCGAUUGCUACCUUCGAGGUGGAGGAGAGAGACGAUGGGAUGGUUUAUGUUAAGCUGCCGCCGGUUGAGGAGCUUGAUGAGAAGUUGGGGACGAAGAAGUGGAUGGUUAAGAGUGGAGAGGCGGGAGAGGGACAGUUGAAGGAGUUGGAUAGGAAGCUGGGGUUGGAAACGCCGGCGGGUGGGAACUGGAAGGGACAUAGGGCGAAGAAGCCUGGGGUGAAGCCGCAUGCGGAGAAUAGGAUGAGGAGGCCGGUGGAGGUUAUGGCUGGGGGAGGGGGGUGUGGGAGUGCACCGGAUUGGUGA